Molecule: messenger RNA, 930 nt
Organism: Erigeron canadensis
Lineage: Eukaryota; Viridiplantae; Streptophyta; Magnoliopsida; Asterales; Asteraceae
Exons: 8
Coding region: 161-661 (166 amino acids)
Biological process (GO): chromosome segregation
Cellular component (GO): MIS12/MIND type complex
Source: RefSeq, a predicted model, not a curated record
CUUUUGAAAACCGCACCAGUUCACUUUCACCCAUCAUUUGAAGCUGGUUUUACCUUCUCAUCAUCAUCAUGAAAGGUUUUUAAAUCUCCCGCUCCCCUUUGCCAAUUUCUACUUUUCCUCAAAAACACACAUUCAACAGAAAGAAAAUCUGAAGAAGAAAAUGGGGAGUCGAGAAAAGGAUCUGAAAAGGUCAUUUAAGCUUGCUCUUAACCUCCUUCUCACCACUUUCUCCAAACAGGAUUUCUGCAAUGCGUUUCCGAAUUUUACUCAGGCAGAACAAGACCGUAUGCAUCGUCUAUAUAUUCAGGUUAUUGUAUCUGUGCAUCAGAAUAUCGAGGAUGAGUUUGAACGUUUGUGCGAGGAGACUAAGCUGGGAAGUGUUCUUGAAACCGUAGAAGAACUUGUUGAAGAACAAACCCUGGAUCCUCUACAUCCUGAAAAGACAAACGUUAAAGAUGUUGCACAAGCUUUGUCCACAUCGAAAAAGAAUGAGAUUAAAAACCUUACAGCUAUCCUGGAAAAGUCAGAAGAACAGAAGAAAGUCUUGAGAAAUCGUGUUGAACAUUUACGAAAGGAAAUACAAGGUCUUUCUAGUGCAUCAAAUACUCUUGGGAAGGCUAAGACAGGAGUGUUGAAGACUGUCACAAGCAACCAGGCUUAAACACCAGGUUUCUCCUCGCGUGAAAAGAAAUGGCAAAUAUUCCUGUUUUGAACUCAAAGUGAGUGUAAGUUUAGCUGAUUAGUGUGCCAAACAAUACAUGGAUUUUGUCACCACCAUCUUAGUGACAUCCUACUGAUUUUUGUAAUUCUAUUUCUUAUAAAGCGACACGAAUUAGUAUCUCAACAGCCAUCCUCCCAUGUUGGUUUUCAUUAGUGUCCUGGACGAUUCCUAUCUUAUUGAUUGUUGGAUGUGUUUUUCUGUUUGCUUCA